AUGAACGGGGCCGUGGUGCGGCGCACGCAGGAGUCGCUGGGGCGGGUGAUCCGCAAACCGCCCCUCACCGACCGGCUGCUCAACAAGCCCCCCUUCCGCUACCUGCACGACGUGAUCGGCGAGGUAAUUAGAGUGACUGGUUUUAUGAAUGGGCUUUACACAGAUUUUGAGAUGAAAUCUGAUAAUGUUAAGGAUAAAGAUGCCAAAAUCAGCUUUCUCCAGAAGGCUAUUGAUGUUGUCAUAAUGGUAACAGGGGAGCCAUUGUCAGUGAAGCCGGCACGUAUUGUAGCUGGACAUGAACCUGAAAGAACCAAUGAGUUUCUCCAAGCAAUUGGAAAAUGCUGUCUCAAUAAGUUGUCCAGUGAUGAUGCUGUGAAGAAGGUGCUUGCUGGGGAGAAAGCUGAUAUCAAAGGAAAGCCUCCAUCUACUUCUAAAUCUCAAGAUAAAGAAAACAGAGAAUCCAGGGCAGAAGAACAAAAAAGCCAUAAGGAUAAAGAGGGUAGAGGGGACAAUGAAAUAAAAGAUAGAAGUACAAGCCGGGACAGAAAACCUAGAGAAGAGUUGAAAGAAGAAGAGAAGAAACAAAAAGAAAAGGAGAGAGACAAGCAUAAAGAUAAUGAGGACAGGCACAAAGACCUUGAAGCAGACAAUUUUAGAGAAGGUGAAAAGCAUGAAAGAGAGAAAAGCAAGAACAGAACCUCCAAACAAGGAAGAGAAACAGAAAAAAGUAGAGACAAAGAAAAAGGAGAUGUGGAACAAGAAAAAGAUCUGGAACAUGAUAAAGGACGGGAGAAGGAAAGAAAAAAUGAAGGAGGAAAAGAAAAGGAAAAAUUGAAAGAAAGGGACAAAGAGAAGGGCAGGGACAAAGACCGUGAGAAAGACAGAGAUAGGGGAAAAGAGAGAGAGAGGGACAGACGAAGAGAACGAGGCAAAGAUGGGGAACGCUUGAAAGAACGAGGAACGGAUAAAAAGCAGAAAAAGUCCACAGGAUCUGAGGAUACUUUAGCUAAGAAAACAGAGAGAUCUUCUAAAGACACCAAGACUGAGCCAGAUAAAGAGAGUGGAAGUCCUGCAAGAAUACCAAGGCAGUCUUCAACAAAGGGACCCAGGCAACGAGUCAAACCUGGAGCAGAAGGUUCUUCAUUCCAGCUGAUUAGGUCACCACCUGCAGUUAGAAGAAAGGAAUCUAAAAACAGUGAAGCUAGUGUCUCAACUGAAAAAAAGCUUAGCCCUUCAUAUAUGAAAGCCAGGAAGGACACUAUAGUGAAACAGCUAGGAAGAAAGGAAGCUAGUAAAACUGCCACUAGUGCCUUGGUUGAGAAAGCAGCUAGUAUAUUAAAAGAGAAAGCUGAGUCAGUCAUUACAAUGCAAGAGCCAGGUGUACUGGAAACGAAUAGUCCUGCAGAUAACGUUUCAGAUGAAAAAGCAGCUAGCAUAUUACAUGCAAAAGCUGAACCUAGACCUGCAAUAAAACACCAAGGAGAAUCUGCCAGUGAUGCAGAAGGAGAAGGUGGAAACCGUGCCUCUGAGAAGCCAAUGGUGUCCGAGAAUGGCGAAGUAUCUAAUGAUCUUCCACCUCACGUCACCCAAAGAAGACCACCACGUCCCAAUAGUGCAAGGCCAGCUCCCCCCCGGAUAAAACGACAAGAAAGUGCAGAGGUUUUACUUCCAGAGAGGAAUGGCAGCGGUAAAGCCGUCUCAAAUGUGAUCAUAGACAAACAGAAUUCUGAUGAUGAAGAUGAUCAGUUUGUAGUGGAGGCAGCACCACAGCUACCUGAAAUGCCAGAAAUGGAAACGGAGCCAAUAGUGGAGCUGGAUGGUGAUGAGAAGCAUGGUGGUCUUGUAAAAAGAAUCUUGGAAACAAAGAGAGAUUAUGAGACAUCGCAACAGUCAAAGUCUACAGAUAAGGAGAAGCCGCUUUUGUCAGAAGCAGCCAGGAGAAAGGAGAAGGACCUAGUAUCAAAAGAAAUAGAGAAGUUUCGUGCAUCUAUUCAGACGCUGUGUCGGAGUGCGCUUCCUCUUGGGAAAAUCAUGGACUACAUUCAGGAGGACAUGGACUCCAUGAAGAACGAACUGCAAAUGUGGCAGCAUGAGAACAAGCAGCAUGCAGAGGCUCUCCAGAAGGAGCAGAGCAUCACAGACAGCGCUGUGGAGCCCUUAAAAGCAGAGCUGGCUGAGUUGGAACAGUUGAUUAAAGACCAGCAAGACAAGAUUUGUACUGUAAAGGCUAAUAUUUUAAAGAAGGAAGAAAAAAUCCAGAAGAUGGUUCUCAACAUUAACUUAUCUACGAGAAGGUGA
This is a messenger RNA of Emys orbicularis (European pond turtle), 2298 nucleotides long. It is a transcript of the gene IFT54, whose product is annotated as TRAF3 interacting protein 1. Bases 1 to 2298 code for a protein of 765 amino acids. The record is from RefSeq and is a predicted model, not a curated record. Gene Ontology annotation, molecular function: microtubule binding. The transcript has 20 exons. Gene Ontology annotation, cellular component: intraciliary transport particle B; axoneme; centrosome. Lineage: Eukaryota; Metazoa; Chordata; Testudines; Emydidae. Gene Ontology annotation, biological process: intraciliary transport; cilium assembly; regulation of microtubule cytoskeleton organization.